AUGUCGAAGGGCGCGGCAGAGGAGCCAGCGUCGGCCUCAACAGCUGGCGCUAAGACAAACUCGUCCACAACGAUUGCAAAUCCACCUGAUCUCCCGACUAUCGACGAGAACAGUACUGCACCGGUGGUCAGGAAACGGCUGGCGCCGAAACGCGGCGAAACACAGAACGACGAGGAGGAGCUCACGCCGGAGCAGCUGGCGGAGUACCAGCGACGCCAGAAAGCCGCCCGUCAGCGAAAAGUGUACCGCUCGGCGCUUUUUAAGGUCGGCGCAUUCACGUUGAUGGUGGUCGUGGCUUUGGGGGUGAAGUACGUGCAGGAAUUCUUCACAACCAAGUGGUGUGCGACGGUGUACGUGGACGAAAGCGCCGGGAGCUCAAGAACGUCUACUACUUCUGUGAACACGGACUUGUUUGUCCGCGUCGAAAGAGUGGACAACGAAGAGGACGGCGAGGCGCUGUGUCUGGACGAGACGGAAUUCUUGGUGAAAAUAUCCACAGUAAAUUUCCUGUACACGUACAAAUGCGGUCUCUGCAUGACAAAACUUCGCUCCGAUCCUAGUUUAGCAUGACAAGUUUUACAUUCCAUAUUGCUGAAAUUUGUGAUGCAUCUUGUUCUUGGCAUGGUACGGAAUAACAGCAGCUCCAUCGUGAUUGGCGUUUUUUCUCUACUUGAGCAAGAACUGCAACAACAACAAACAACACUCAACCGCUCAACUUCCGCAAAAGGAAGAACCUUCCUCGCAACUCAUGAGAGGGGCCUUCUUGGUCUCCGGUCCUCGGUCCUCAGUCGCUCGCAAGGGAAUACCUGAAGAGCUAAGAAGGUCGAAAGCUGAGACACAUGAAAGGGAGUUUCUUGGUCUCCGGUCCUCGGUCCUCAGUCCCUCGCAUGGUAAUACAUGACGAGAUAAGAAUGCAGAAAGCUGAGACACAUGAAAGGGGGUUUCUUGGUUUCCGGUCCUCGGUCCUCAGUCCCUCGCAAGGUAAUACCUGACGAGAUAAGAAGGUAGAAAGCUGAGACACAUGAAAGGGGGUUUCUUGGUCUCCGGUCCUCGGUCCUCAGUCCCUCGCAAGGUAAUAUCUGACGAGAUAAGAAGGUAGAAAGCUGAGACACAUGAGAGGGGGUUUCUUGGUCUCCGGUCCUCGGUCCUCAGUCCCUCGCAAGGUAAUGGCUGACGAGAUAAGAAGGCAGAAAGCCCAGACACAUAGGAGGGGGCUUGUUGGUCUCCCAUCCUCGGCCCCCAGUCCCUCGCGAGGCAAUAUAUAAAGAGAGAAGAAAGGAGAAGGGGGACACACAUGAGCGGGAGUCUGUUGGCCUCCGGUCCUCGGUCUGGACGCCCGCGAAAGUGCGGAGCUUUGUCGUGUGUUUUUUGUUAUUUUUUCGCUCGCCAGUUACAGUUCUGGAGGAGCAAGUCGCUGGGGCCAUGUCGGCCGCCAUUGGAAGAAUUCAGGCGCGAGCGCCCUUUUUCUUCUUCAGAGCUGUAGCACCGUUGAAGGCGAUGGAGGUGCUAUGAGCUGUCGCUGCGAAAAGCCGCCCGAUUCUCUAUGGCGAACGCACUCGAUAAAGCUAGGGCCCCUGCGAUCCUCCGGCGGCACACUCGGCCCAGCGUUGCUCCUCCUACGAAAUCGCAGGCAGAUCAUCAACACCACCCCAAUAUGGCACCUCGUUCCUCUUCAAAAAAGCAGGAGUGCCGCAACAGUGGCAGCAGUCAAUCAAGAGCGCUCUCGAAGGUCAUUUUUGAGGAUCUGCAGCGCUACGGUAGUAGCAGCCAGAAGAGCACCGCGGAGGAAAUCAACCGCAAUCGCGUUGGUUCUGAGGUCCUUCCCAAGCGAGCAGAUCGGGAAGUUUAAAAGUGGCACCGUCGUCACAGCUUUGACGAUCCCGAUAAUUAAAUCAAGUUAAGAAUCAGAAACAGGCAACACGGCAUAACGGGCGAGGUCCGGUCUCUAGAGUUAUCCAAAUGGAUGGAGAUGAAAGCAAUGGGCCUUGAACAUUUGACGCCAUGCCCAGGCACGAGAGAAAAAAAGCGAGAAAGCUCUCCAAGCCAGGCGAUCGGCCAUUUGUUUUCCGUGGAAGUAUUCUUCUGGGCUUGUCAAGUAUCAGGCUCCUGCUUCAGCAGCAGCACCCUGCGGGCUUUACUACGGCUCUUACGAAGCGAAAGGGCCGAGCUGUCGCGGUUUGAGCAAUGCCGUCGAGCAAGAUAAUAAGAGGGAUUAUGUUGGCGGAUUGCAGUUCACUUCUCGGCUUUCUGCAAUGUGCAGAGCGGAGCGCUCCCAUCCUUUACAGCAAGUCCGCUACUUGCUCCAAUAUGACACAGAUUGAGAUAGUGAGAAGAUCAACGCACCCUCCCACUUCAGACCAAUUCGGCGCAGAAGAUCAGCACCGCCUUCAAAUGCAUCCAGAUCCGUUUUCUUAUUCUACGACUUUCAUCCACCACGCAAGCCGGUUUUUUUUCAUUUCCCAAAACCAAAGCAGGACAGGGAAGCUGAUAGACUCACUUACAGCCCAGACCUCACAGCUCGGCGCAUCAUCAUCAGAACGCGCACGAUCGGAGGCGGCGGAAUUGUGGACGCAGAUGUCAGGGCGAAAGUAUAUCUCCUCCCAAGUUGUUGACUAGUAGAUUGCUUCCGAGGUGGCCCCUUUUCAUUUCUACUCCGCCGACACUGGCAAAGAAAAGCGUAGAAGUGGAGCGAAGUGACUACGUGCGAUCGAGUGAGAGAGCGAAACGGACUGACUAUGUGCGAAGAACAGCCCAGGAACAAAGGCCGCGACUAUGUGCGAAGGAGUGGGAGACAGCGAGUCUAAGUGGGUAGCAAGCGAGUCGGGCACUGCCCUACUCGCCUGCCUGAUGUCUUUCCGCAGCGCUCGCAGUCGAACUCUCGGCCAAGUUGGUCCGUCGCUGUUUUGACGCGACGGAACGAAGCAGAGGACGCGCGCGAGACAGCGUCACUAGUCGGCUUCACUUGCCGGGCAAGCUUUCCCAAACCGACACUGGCUAAAGCGUAGAAGUGAAGCGAGGCGACUCUGAGCGAAAGAGUGGGCGAAGUGAAGCGACUACGUGCGAAGCACAGCCCCGGAUCAAAGAGCGUGGCGGUGUGCGGCGAUUUCUCGCCGUUUUGAGUUUGACGCGACGGAGCCGAACGAGGUGGGCAGUUCCAUUUGGGCGCCUUCUUGUGCCACCAUCGUCGCCGGUGUGUGAUGAUGGUGCUGGUGUACAUAUGUCGAGCAAGAGAAGAUCUCUCUUGCCACUCAUGUCACAAAGAAACUCGGGCGCGCCGCGCAGAUGUCGGCCAACGGCGCUCGCGUAUAUCGGUCACCGACCGGCUGAGAAGGCCGGCGAUGUCUUUUGAGUUCGGUCCUUGGUGUACUUUUACACGAAGAAACUGCGCGCGCAUUUGAAUGUGGCAGGAGUUUCCGAAAGUCGGCGCGCCUAUAAAUACCUAGUGCCGCGCGGGGAAAACCUGUCCAAAAGCGUGCGCUCGUGUGCCGUAGCCCGAGCGCAGCGCCAUCAUCAUCAAAAUGCGGCAGGUUUUUUUCCAGCAAGCGGCGGCCUACAACGCUCCGGAGAUUUCCUGCAAGCUACGGAGGCAGGCGGCAGGCAGGUAAGUUCCCUCGCGUGCAGCGACACGAGUAUCAGCAUCGCCUUGCUUCGCCACCUUUUGCUUUUUGCGGGGCCGCAGAAAUGCUCGCCAACGGCCAACCCACGCACUCGCUGCGGGUCGCGCGGUGCUGUGAUUUCACAGGAGGAGGCCCUGGCGCUGCUGCGCGUCUGUGUCGCUACUGGAUCGAUGUCAUCAAGGAUGUGCGGCUACUUGCUCCACAUGAGUGAUGGCGUAUCUAUAUGCGCGCGGGCUACUGACUGGCAAAAUGCAGCCUUUUUUCGUAAGAGAACGCCACCCCCUUCGCUUCGUUCCAGCGCGCAAACUUUGGGCCAUUUUGUAAGAUUUCAGCUCUUUCCUACACUAAGAACGCAACACAGUCCGGCCAAAUGGGCUCGCGCGCUGACAAGCCUGCCGGGCCGGGAGGGUAUUUGCCUGCCGCUCGCCGGACGUCGUGUCGUACCAACGGGCCGCCCGCCGCUGGCCAGACGGUGAACAACCAGGGACCACAUUAGCAACGCUAGCAGCGCAGCCGAAAGGGGGGCGAAGCAAGCAGUUUUCAGCUACACGGGCCGGCUUUCGUCAGCGGCGGCAUGGAUGUCGUUGCGCACGAGGUCCCCCGGGGGGGGGUGCCGAAAGAGGCCGGCGCGUUUUUUUUUCGUUUUCCCAUCCGGCCCGGCGGUGGGCAGUUGGCUACCCCUCGCAAGGGCCCUGAAGGUGGCAGCGGAGGGGGAACCAACGCCAUCAGAGGAGAAGCGACGCGAGCUCGGCAUGAUCGCGCCGUCGGUCGAGAAAGAUCUCUGGGCGCGCAAAACGGGCUGUAUCCGGGCGCUGUAGCUGUACUGUAAUAACAGAGCGGAUGGAGGUCGACUUCUCAGACACAGCGGCAUCGGCUUCGGAGCCACAUGCGCCGGCGCAAAAGUGGGAACGCCAGUCGGCCCGCGUCUGGGACGGCAGCACAGCGGCUCGCGGAGUCUGUCGAUGUGCUGCGAAUCGCUGCAGCGGGCCAGCACUUUGCGAGGGAGGUACUAGCAACACCGGCGGGCCGGCUACCGGGACCGGAGGCCACAAACCUCCCUCAUAUGUGUCUGUUGUUUCUCCCUUCUUGUCCCGUCGCGUAUUAAUUGCCCCCAGAUGAACUGAGGCCCGAGGACCGGAGACCAUCGGCCUCCUUCUUAUGUGUCUGGCGCUUUUGCCUUCUUAUCUCGUCAUAUAUUACCUCGUGACGAAGUGGGGACCGAGGACCGGAGACCAACAACCUCCUUCUUAUGUGUCUGGCGCUUCUACCUUCUUAUCGCGUCAAAUAUUACCUCGCGAUGGAGUGAGGACCGAGGACCGGAGACCACCAGCCUCCUUCUUAUGUGUCUGGUGUUUCUCCCUUCUUGUCUCCUCAUAUAUUACCUCGUGAUGGAAUGAGGACCGAGGACCGGAGACCAACAACCUCCUUCUUAUGUGUCUGGUGCUUCUCCCUUCUUAUCUCCUCAAAUAUUACCUCGUGAUGGAGUGAGGACCGAGGACCGGAGACCAACAACCUCCUCUUUAUGUGUGUCAAGUGUCUGCCAUUUUAUGUAGUGCGUUGCUCUACAUGAGAUUCCUUUAGGAUCUUCUGUCGUUACUUUUUCAAUUCCUUUUAGAGCACAAACACGAAACACGAUGGAGCUGCUGUUAUUCCGUGCCAUGCCUUGUUCUUGUACAUGUUGUACGGAAAAUUUGUAUUCCAUAGAAAAACGCCAAAGCGUAUCACGGACCAGCGUUCCUCGCGGAUAAGGUGGUGCUCGACAAAAUCGUGCAGGAGACCGCAAACGACGUCGACGCGGUGGUGGUCUCCGGUAUUCACCUGAAAGAGUGCGCAGCGGCGGCAAUGCGCGCAGACCUGAACGCGGCGGAGAAAGCCGCGGCCUGCCGCACCGGAAAUUUGGCGCAGGCAGUCGUGCUCUGCCACGGAAAGAGGCCAAGUAUAAUCUCAGUCUCACUGCAGCUUUUUUAUCAUUUGAAAGAAGCACGUGUAUGCUACGACACUCGAUACCGCUGUCGUUUUGCGCAUUCUCUCGCGGCCGACACGGAACCCGAAAAAGUCUUCCUAAGUUGUCUCGUGACUAUCACUAUUUAUCCAAGAAAAAAAAACUCCAGGACUCCUGUCCUAAGUUGUCGUCGUCCUUACUUCGGAAAAAAUGAAAACUACCUUUACAAACAGCGGCCGAGUGGGCACAUCAGCGCAUCAGUGACAUUUACCGGGACCACCGGAUCAACCACUGGCUGCACAUUGACAUCGAUUGGCGUAGCGACCCCGACCUGGUCGCCGAUGUUGGGCGGUCAAAAGUUGAACUCGCGACGCAGUACAAGCUCGUCUUCGCGCGCCGGUGUUAUCCAAGAAAAAACACCCAUCCCCAUACAAUUUGUCAUGCAAAACAUGCAUCAAAUCCACUAUUUGUCAUGCAAAAAAUGGAUGGGGAUGGGUGUUUUUUCCUCGAUAAGUGUCCGCUCGAGGCUAUGGUCACUCCGGAUUACCUCGGGCGACCCAGCGGAGGCAAGAAACCCACAGCCGCAAACACAGCGGUGUCAAAGGCCGACAGUGUCAGCGCAGCGCCGAUCAAGUUUGUCCCGAACGCGAGGAAGUGGAUUUCCUAUGUGACAGUGAAGAAAGCAGCAGAUGUUGAUGGUGCCGAAGUUGUUGACCAUGCAGAACUCCAACCUGCGUCCAUCGCUGCGAUGAUGCAACCCCGCAAGCUGAGCGACGCCGGAGAGCUACAGCCGGAAAUCUACACGAAGCCCAAGCUGGUGAUCGACAACUUGCUGUGGCUGGCCUGGAGGUUCGAUUUCGACCCAGUCGCCUGGGUCAACAAGGAAUUCCACCGCAAUAAGACGGCAGAAGUGGCGAACGGGAACGGCACGCCUCGCUUCCACCUGCUCCGCUUCAACCUAGAGACCAUGGAAUUCGGAGACUGGAGUGAGGAAUGGUUUUCCCAGAAAAAGACAGAAUUAAACGCUGCCACGCAGGACGCGACAGACGUCGCAAAAGUCGAGUCAAUAAAGGAAGAAUGGGGCUGGACCCUUGACAGUUGGGCGGCAGCUAUUGUCUACAUUUGAUUUUUAUGUAGUUCCGGUUGCCUGGCGUUGUCGUCCUCGCAAAAAGAAAAAAGCGACAAAAAAAUCUCUGAUGUACCGCUCGCGCGGACG
This is a messenger RNA of Amoebophrya sp. A120, 6775 nucleotides long. The record is from the annotation of a GenBank genome assembly. NCBI's taxonomy places the organism in Eukaryota, Dinophyceae, Syndiniales, Amoebophryaceae.